This is a messenger RNA of Bombyx mandarina (wild silkworm), 872 nucleotides long. Its product is annotated as farnesol dehydrogenase. NCBI's taxonomy places the organism in Eukaryota, Metazoa, Arthropoda, Insecta, Lepidoptera, Bombycidae. Gene Ontology annotation, molecular function: oxidoreductase activity. The record is from RefSeq and is a predicted model, not a curated record.
UCUACCUGUAAGCUUGUGUUUUGAAUAGCCAGUUAUUUAUUUUUAAUAUAAAUUUGAGAAGCUGAUUUUAGCUAGAUAUUUAUUAGUGCACUCGAUGGAUCGUUGGGCUGGUAAACUUGCAGUGGUUACGGGAGCCGCUUCAGGUAUUGGCGCUGCCGUAGCCCAGGCUCUGGAUCGAGCUGGACUCCAGGUGGUAGGAUUGGAUGUAAAAACGCACGUGGAGGCCAAGGAAUCCGAAAUAGAAUGCAAAAGAAACAUUACAUCCAAAUAUUGCGACAUCUCUAAGCUUGAAGAUAUUGAAAGGGUUUUCAAAUGGAUCGAAGAUAAUUUCGGAUCUGUUUAUGUUUUAGUAAACUGUGCCGGCGUUCUUUACCAAGGACAAAUAACAGGCGUUGGAGACAAUCCUUUAAGUGUGAAUCAGCUUGUCGAAACUUUGGACGUGAACUUGAAAGGGUCUAUUUUAUGUGCACGGACUGCUGUUGAAUGCAUGAAGAAAUACGACAUCAGCGGACACAUAAUUAACAUUAACAGUCUGGCAGGCCAUUAUGUGCCGUUUUCUUCGUCAAUGAACCUCUACGCCAGUACAAAGUACGCGAUAACCGCCUUCACGGAGACCCUUUCGCAGGAGUUGGCUCAUUUCUCCAACAGGAUUAAAGUUACGAGUCUAUCGCCAGGGUUGACAAAAACUGAGAUGGCAGCGCAUAUGGAUGAUGGCCUACCAGGCCUCGCGCCAAGCGAAGUCGCAGAUGCGGUCCUGUAUGUGUUGUCUACACCACCACAUAUUAAUAUAAGCGAAUUAACAAUAACAUCAGUGUUGGAGAAGAGAAUCUAGCGAGUUAUAUCUUGUUAUUCGUAAUUAAAUCUAUGCAAAC